This is a messenger RNA of Verruconis gallopava, 1864 nucleotides long. RefSeq lists its product as uncharacterized. Lineage: Eukaryota; Fungi; Ascomycota; Dothideomycetes; Venturiales; Sympoventuriaceae. Bases 827 to 1696 code for a protein of 289 amino acids. The record is from RefSeq and is a predicted model, not a curated record. The transcript has 2 exons.
CGACAUUUUUACCCCACUCCAAUACCACGCCGCAAUCGUUUGCAUUUCAAAGAGAGUCGCAAUAGACUCCAUACGAUACUGUGACGCAGACAAGAUUGUCGCUGCAGGAGCUAAUUCAUUAUUACGCAGGAACAUCUGGGGCUCCUUAUGGAUGGCUGAUGAAAUCAAGCAUAGCGAGUCCGAAAAGGAAAGUCUGCAAUGAUGACGACACAAACUCAAUGAUUGCGAUUUAGUGAGAUCUUGCCGCUGAUCUUCGCUAGGAUUCUCCACAGCGAUGCACAAGGGCUCGCGUAGUUUUCGGUCCUUGCCACCACGAUCCCUGCAGCAACAACGACGCCUUGACGAACAAGCUCCUUACGUAUGAGGCCAUCUCACGAUUAGACGCAGGUGCUCUCUCCAGCGACUAAGCAUACUUUGUUGGUUUGGUGUUUCAACCGUGUGUGCAACAAUUGUGUGGGAGACGCUGAUCUGGGUGUGCGAAUGAGAAGACCUUUGUCACGUAACAGUACACAGAAGAUCUGGGCCAUUGGAUCUGUGCUACUUUGCCGAAAUGCAUUAGGGGCCGCUAACAUGGUGCUUGCGUAGCCCAGCAGAUCCUGUUCUGGACCGUUAUCAUCAAGCGCGUAAUAAUGAUGAUGAUGCCAUGAGGCUCAUGCUCAAUAUUACGUAGCUUCCCAUUUUUGAGAGCUUAGCAAAGAAGAGAUGACAAAGAGGCUCAACUAUAAGUUAUCAGCUCUUUCAUGUCCACAUUCAAGCCCUCAGCAAGUUCAUACUCACGUCUUUGUAUUAAUAUCAGUUUCAUUUUCAAGGUCGACAUUUAUUGAAAAUGGAGAAAGCCAAAGCAGCCGUUUCCGACUUCGUGAAGAAGGCCGGACACCACGAUACCACUGUGCACGAACGCGUUGCUCCCAGUGUUCAACAUACAACAGUAUCUCCUGAACAGAGGGAAGAACGUCAAGUGGUCACCGAUCGAGAAGUUCAUCAAGAUCAUUAUCACACAUCAGUACAACCAAUUAAGGAUCGUGAAGUGCUUCCUGAGCAACACCAUCACAAUGUGGUUCCUGUUGAGCAUCGUACCCACGAUCAUCGAAAUACCCAAGAGACGGAAAAUCGCCUGAAGAUGAAUGCUGCUGAAUUCAAGGACGAGCUUGUGAGGAAACCAACACAUCAUACCACGUCGAAUGCACCUGCGGUUGUCGGUGAGCACGUACACCAUCAUAUCCACGAGACGAUACAACCCGUCAUUCAGAAGGAGACUAUCGAGCCUCAUGUCGUUCACACGACCGUGCCCGUUCACGAGGUACACCACAAUACUGCGCAGCACCAUGCUGCCUCGACUCUGCCGGAAAUCACAAUUUCGGACUUCAAGAAGCACGGCGGGCCUUUGACCGGCCGCGGCGAAAGAGUCGAUCAUUUUGACGGCGAGCCGAGGAGCAUCGAGCAUACUCUUGGACAGAGUGGAAGUUCUGUUGCUGGCACCACGAGCCAAUCUGUACCUGGUACACACGAUCACGUCACAGCGAAGCAGGGUGCCGAAAAGUACGAUCUACAUCACCCCUCCUCCACUACAAGCGCUGGAGGGGCUGGUACCAGCGGCAUGUCAGGUUCAACAACCGCAACGAAGCCGUCCCUGAAGGAUAAACUAGAUCCGAGGAAGGAUGCUGAUGGCGACGGCAAGAAGGGUUUCAUGAGUUAGGAGAUUAUGCUGAAUACACGACUUCACGUUUCUACCAAAGCUAAGACGUACAUGGACUACAUAUGUAAUGACAUUAUAGUAUGCAAGUAUUUUUUCGCUAGAAAAAAAAUCCAGUAACAAACUCUACAUGAGAAUAUACAUCAAGCAUCUACUCUAUCGUAUAAAAAA